Molecule: messenger RNA, 707 nt
Organism: Panicum virgatum (switchgrass)
Lineage: Eukaryota; Viridiplantae; Streptophyta; Magnoliopsida; Poales; Poaceae
Product: histone H2B.2-like
Exons: 1
Coding region: 68-406 (112 amino acids)
Biological process (GO): nucleosome assembly
Cellular component (GO): nucleosome
Molecular function (GO): structural constituent of chromatin; protein heterodimerization activity; DNA binding
Source: RefSeq, a predicted model, not a curated record
CCCUAAGCCUUUUUUGCAUUUCUUCAUCUCCGCCUAGAUAGUCGAGAGGCCAACUCACCUUAUCCCGAUGGCACCUAAGGCCCAGAAGAAGCCCGUUGCGGAGGAGCCGGCGACUGAGAAGGCCCUAGGGGGGAAGAUGCCUAAGGCUGAGAAGGGGCUGCCGGCCGGCAAGUCCGCCGACAAGGACAACGAGAAGCGCAAGAAGAAGGUGAGGAAGAGCAUGGAGGUAUACACGUUAUACAUCUUCAAGGUGCUCAAGCAGGUCCACCCCAACAUGGGCAUCUCCUCCCAGGCUAUGUCCAUCAUGAACUCGUUCAUCAACGAUCUUUUUGAGAAGCUGAUGGCGGAGGCGGCCAAGCUUGCGCGGUACAACAAGAAGUUCACCAUCACCUCCCGUGAGAUCUAGACCUCGGUCUGCCUCAUCCUCCCUGGCGAGCUCGCCAAGCAUGCCGGCUCCGAGGGCACCAAGGCCGUCACCAAGUUUACCACCUCUUAGGCAGUGUGGUUGCCUUCUGAUAGUCUCCGUCGUGUUUAGAUCUAUAGUAGGUGCCGCAGCCGCGGUAGUUAUCCUGCUCUCGUCAAUCUAUAUCUAUCUAGUAGUUGGUCUCCUGAAUCAUGUAAGGAGGUUGUGUGUGCGCUUUUGUGAUCCUGGUGUCAUGUUCCUGAAUGGUAUGGUUCAUCAUAUAUUGCAAUUUCUAAUUUUAUUC